Myxocyprinus asiaticus (Chinese sucker) is the source of this 3063-nucleotide messenger RNA. RefSeq names its product somatostatin receptor type 2-like. The transcript has 2 exons. The record is from RefSeq and is a predicted model, not a curated record. Lineage: Eukaryota; Metazoa; Chordata; Actinopteri; Cypriniformes; Catostomidae. Bases 132 to 1250 code for a protein of 372 amino acids. Gene Ontology annotation, molecular function: somatostatin receptor activity; neuropeptide binding. Gene Ontology annotation, cellular component: neuron projection; membrane. Gene Ontology annotation, biological process: cellular response to estradiol stimulus; neuropeptide signaling pathway; cellular response to glucocorticoid stimulus.
GGACAGGAUCAGAUCAGUGUGCUCAUGUUUGGAUGAUUGUGGAGAGUUUGUGUGAUUCAACAAUGAGCAGCAUCUUCAACUUGAAGGUGCUACAUCACACUUGACGGCAUUGGGAAUCUGAAGCGAACUGUAUGAUGGAUUCUUGGACAUUUUCAUUCUCACCUAGUAACCUGUCCGAGUUUCCCAUAUAUGAUGGCAUUAUGUUGGGCAACCUGUCCAAUGAGGGUGUGAGAAAUGACACUGACAACAGUUUAACCAGAACUAGCACAGUGGUCAUCACCUUCAUGUAUUUUGUGGUUUGUGCGGUCGGUCUCUGUGGAAACGCUCUGGUCAUCUACGUCAUCCUGCGAUAUGCCAAGAUGAAGACCGUUACAAACAUCUACAUCUUGAACUUGGCCGUGGCAGACGUGCUGUUCAUGCUGAGUUUGCCCUUUAUUGCCAUUCAGUUGGCGCUGGUCCACUGGCCUUUCGGGGUGGCCCUGUGUCGCAUUGUCAUAACCGUUGAUUCUCUGAACCAAUUCACCAGUAUCUUCUGCCUGAUGGUGAUGAGCAUCGAUCGGUACUUUGCCGUGGUGCACCCCAUAAAGUCCACCAAAUUGAGGAAGGCCCACAUCGCCAAGACCAUCAACCUGGUGGUGUGGGUCGUGUCGCUCCUUGUCAAUCUCCCGAUUGUUAUUUACAGCGGACUGAUCACCAAACCGGAUGGUUGCUUCUGCACCAUCGUGUGGCCGGAGCCGCAGGAGGCCUACUACACCGCCUUCAUGUUCUACACCUUCUUUCUGGGUUUUUUCCUGCCUCUCUUGGUUAUCUGUCUGUGUUAUUUACUCAUUAUCAUCAAGGUCAAGUCAUCCGGGAUCAGGGUGGGCUCCACCAAACGCAAGCACUCUGAGAAGAAGGUGACGCGCAUGGUGUCCAUCGUGGUUGCCAUCUUUGUGUUCUGCUGGCUGCCUUUCUACAUCUUCAAUGUGACAUCUGUCAUGGGCACCAUAAGCACCACGCCGUUCUUGAGGAGCAUGUUUGCCUUUGUCGUGGUGUUAGGAUACGCCAAUAGCUGCGCCAACCCAAUUUUGUAUGCUUUUUUGUCAGAGAACUUCAAAAAAAGUUUCCAGAACGUUCUGUGUAUGAAAAAGGUGGGUGGUCUGGAUGAAACUGAGCACACUGACAGCAAACAGUACAAGUCACGAAUGAUGAAUGACCCAACAAAAAUGCAAAGCACACUGUUAAAUGGAGACCUGCAAACCAGCAUUUGAGAAAAUCAUAAAGCAAGCAACUCUGCAUUGAUACAGUUUGUGCCACAGAAUGGACAAAUGGGCCAAUCUGAAAACUUAAAACAACUGUUGCAUAAAGGACGGUUUUAAUGUUCAUCUGAGAGACAUUUUGAUUUCCGGUGUUGUGCUGAAAUCUGACUGCCCGCCAGAUUCUUACACCCCGCUACCAGAUUGGCCCUUAUCCCUAAAGUUCACCCCUACACCCACCCCUAACCUCAUUGGUCCCUACCCCUAAAGCCCACCCCUACAACAUAAGGACACUCAGGAGUCAAAAUUCAGCACUACACCAGAACAUAUUGGUGACAACAAUAGUGGAACUGCUAAUGAAUGUAUAUUUAGGCAUGAAAAAGAAAACUGUUUAUGUAAUUGUGACUUUCAGUAACUGGCAUGUACAGUAUGUAGUUUUAUAUUGGCCUUUUUUCAUAUUUAUCCCAAGAUAACAGCAUCAUAUUAUGGUGUAACGUUGCAAAAACUGUAUAUUGUUCACUGUAAAAAUGUUGCUGGUUUUUUCACUCUUUAUAUAAUAGUUAGUUUUAGAAAAGCACAGUCACUGUCUGACCAGUAACUAAAUGCUGCUAGACUGUAUAGACCUGCAUUUUGUUAUAAUGUGUUAUCGCCGUCUUACCACAUUGAAAACAACAUUGAUUUUUUUUAGUUUUUUUUUUUUUCGAUUAUGAAGGACAAUAAGUCCUGUACAUUUAUUGGUCAAUUUGCUAGCUGUUAUUAAUUUAGCCAAAAUAAUGUCAUUUUGUAGAUUUUGUAAAAGGGUUUCUCUCAUAAUUCCCCAAAUAUGCCAUGUAACCCAGUGAGAAUCAAUAUAUUUUAGCUUACCAAAUAGAGUCUGAGGAAAAAUUCGGGUCUGUACCCAACUGAACCGACAUGCUUUUAAGGUCAAAUGUUAAUCUGCGAGAUCUCAGAGAUUUUCCACAUCUUUACACAGAUGUUCAUUUAAGAAGCAGUACAACCUGAACUCAAGUUCAUGCUGACAUCAUACAGGGAUGAAUGUACCAAAACGAUCCUGGGCAAACGAUCAUUCAGACAUGCACAAAACAUUUCCUGCCUAUAUUAUUUGCAUAGCUAGCAUAGAACAUCUGUUUGCAGCUAUAUGUGCCUACACCUCAUGCUUGCUGUGUAAACAUGUUGAACAAGUGUUCUUGUUCAAAAAUUUACCUGUUGCAAGACGCUCUCUCAAGCAAGUCCAUGUUUCUCUGUCCAAAAUAACUGUUUUUUAAGCUUUUGUGCAAUAUUUGCAAAUUUGUCAUUUGAAGCCAAGCAGCGCUGAUGCUCCGUGUAGGCUUUUGACACAUGUAUUUUCCUAUGAGUGAGAUGUGGCAAAAUAAACCUGCCCUAAAUAUAUAACCAACUUCGUCCACAGAAUGUGACCAUCACAAUGUCAGGUACUUUCGAAAUAACACCCUACCAUCAGAAAGAAUUCCCUUCAGUUUUCAUGUUUGUCAUAAAUUCUCAUUAUAAAGUAUGACUGAGCAUCUUGCAAUGAGCUUUAACUGUGCCUCUAAUCACAUUAAUCGAGUUGCGAAUGGAUCUACAGUAUGUUGUGAAAACUUGAGUUUUCUUGAAACUUUGGCACAGCAAUGUUUUAAUGAGUAAGCAGAUUUUUUACUAGGUAAAAACCUACAUUUACCACAUGAUGCUGUGUUAGAAAGCUAUGUGAUCAGUAUUAAAGAUGUCUCAUAGCUAAGAAACAAUCAAGUGUCAAGUGUCAACAACACAAAGCCCUGCCUGAUCAGUGUGAUCGAGCACCACCCUCUGGUCACACACAACUACAGUUUAUGUG